AUGCCUUCCACCUCUUUCACUGUCUCUUCGGCCCUGUGCCUUCUCCUCGCCGUUGGCCCCGCCGCCGUUCUCUCUGCACCCCAGCUGAACGGUCUUCCCAUUCUUGGUGGUGACCACGAUGCCGACACUACUCCCGCAAAUGGCAACAGCGAGCACGAUGCCGGAGCCGGCUUCGACGUCGCCAUCCCCGGUGGCCCUGGAGUCAAGUUCGGCGCCGGAACUCACAGCGAGCACCAUGGCCCCUGCGGCCCUGGCAUCAACAGCGAGCAUGACGCUGGUGCUGGCUACGACGUCAGUAUUCCCGGGGGUCCUGGCGUCCGCUUCGGUGCCGGCACCCACGACCAGCACGAAGCCGUGCCUUGCCCUGAGAUCGUUGAGGAGGUUCCUCCCCCGGCUAUCACUGAGGUCCACACGGAGACCUAUGUGCCCUCGUACAUCCCUCCCACUUACACCACCCCCAUCGUAAUUCCCACCAUCACCACGCCGGCCGCUUAUGCUCCCCCGACCCCGGUCCCUGUCACCUCGACUCCUCUGAUCCCGCACCCCGCGCCUUCGGUUACCCCCUCGCAGCCUGUGUACAACGCCGGUUCUACCAUGGCCCCGAGCUCUUCGCUCAUGGCCCUUGCUCUUCCUAUCAUUCUGGGUUUCUUCGCCUAA
Messenger RNA from Penicillium argentinense, 657 nucleotides. Its product is annotated as putative cell wall protein. Bases 1 to 657 code for a protein of 218 amino acids. The transcript has 2 exons. Lineage: Eukaryota; Fungi; Ascomycota; Eurotiomycetes; Eurotiales; Aspergillaceae. The record is from RefSeq and is a predicted model, not a curated record.